This is a messenger RNA of Eleginops maclovinus (Patagonian blennie), 4161 nucleotides long. Its product is annotated as NGFI-A-binding protein 1-like. The transcript has 9 exons. Gene Ontology annotation, cellular component: nucleus. The record is from RefSeq and is a predicted model, not a curated record. Gene Ontology annotation, biological process: negative regulation of DNA-templated transcription. Lineage: Eukaryota; Metazoa; Chordata; Actinopteri; Perciformes; Eleginopidae. Bases 365 to 1846 code for a protein of 493 amino acids. Gene Ontology annotation, molecular function: transcription coregulator activity; transcription factor binding.
CUACGUCAGUAUUGACGGCAGCAAAUAGUGCAGGGGAGUGGAGAACGCUGGGAGAGGACUCAAACACUCACACACACUCACUCACUCACUCACUCACACACAUUCACACACACACAUACACACACUCAACACACACUGGGAGGAAAAAGACGCACCGAAAGACGCACGAAGUUGUUUUGGCUUUUACGCGCCUUGCUGUCCUGGGGGAUCCCUUCGGUGCGGGCUUUCCUUUUUUAUAUUUUUGCACAAAUUCACACCCCAGGUUCUGUGUUGGUAAACAGUGAAGAAGAAGAAGAAGAAGGAGAAAGAGCUGAAGAAGAAACCGGACCAGGUCGGACCAAAAGGGGCAGAAAACUCACCAGGUAUGGCGGCCGUGUUGCCGAGGACCCUGGGCGAGCUGCAGCUGUACCGCAUCCUGCAGCGGGCCAACCUGCUCUACUACUACGAGGCCUUCAUCCAGCAGGGAGGCGACGAUGUGCAGCAGCUGUGCGAGGCGGGGGAGGAGGAGUUCCUGGAGAUCAUGGCGCUGGUGGGCAUGGCCAGCAAGCCGCUGCACGUGCGCCGCCUGCAGAAGGCGCUGCGGGACUGGGUCACCAACCCGGCCAUCUUCAACCAGCCGCUCACCUCGCUGCCUGUGUGCAGCAUCCCUGUCUACAAGCUGCCCGAGGGCUCGCCCACGCUGCAGGACCGAGCCGCCAGCGUCAAGAUGCCCAAAGCUGUCGCCGCCGCCUGCUCCGACCCCGGGAAGCUGGACGUGGCGAGGGACAAAGUGUCAGCCGGGUCCCCCCUGCAGGGCGGCAGCGAGGCCCGCUUCUGGUCGGGCCACAGCAACGACAGUGAGCACAGCCUGUCGCCCUCUGACCUCGGGUCACCGUCCUCCCCGAGGGACGCGUUAGAGGCCCUGGACGCCGCCGCCGUGCAGUCCGUCCUGGAGUGUGUGGACCGGAUGGCCCCAGGACUCCCCAAGACAGACUUAGCCGAGGUGAAGGAGCAGCUGAAGAACAACAAGAAGAUGGCGAAGAUGAUCGGACACAUCUUCGAGAUGAGCGACGACGAGCCACGUCGGGAGGAGGAGAUUCGGAAAUACAGCGCCAUCUACGGGCGCUUUGACUCCAAGAGGAGGGACGGGAAACACCUGACACUGCAUGAGCUGACGGUGAACGAGGCGGCGGCGCAGCUCUGUAUGCGGGACAUGGCUCUGCUCACCCGCCGGGACGAGCUCUUCGGACUCGCACGGCAGAUCUCCAGAGAGGUCACCUACAAAUACACAUACCGCACCAGCAAGUCUCGCUGUGGAGACAGAGACGAGCCAUCCCCUAAAAGGAUUAAAACAGAGGAGAACUUCUUCGACAUCCAGGAGGCGCUGCAGGCGAUCCACAUGCGGCAGGAGAUGCUGAGGGAGCAGCUGGCCUGCGCCAAGUCCAAAGGAGAGGAAACUGUCGGCCGAAAUCUGCAGAUGCAGCUGGAGCGUCUGCUGGCGCGGCAGAUGGAGAUCCUGCAGGACGCGGCGGUGCAGGAGCGUCUGCAGGCUCUGGACUGGAGGAUCCCGCCCGCCGCCUUAAAGUACCUCAACGACGCUCACCAUACCAACGGAGCCGCCGCUGACGCCAGCAGAGACAACCAAGACGAACGACCAAUCAACCUGCGCGUUGUCAGUCAGAACAUGCAGGAAGGAGACCUCCCAUUGGGCAAGCAGCUAGCCAACGAGCUGAAGCGCCAUCACAACCACAACCACAGCAACUCAGACGACACCAAAACACCAGCAACAGAAAACGGGACGUCGCAGCGAGCGUGCAGCAACGCGGAGAAGAAAACCAUCAAGUCAGAGCCGGAAGACUCCACAUAGUGCCUCCCGCCUCCUGCCCAAAUCCACGCCACUCACACCUGACAGUAUGCAGUUAUUACCCAUCAAUAGAUACUAAGCAAGCACAGCCACAGUAGAGCCUUAACAACCAAUGUUGCCUCAUGAAAAGCAUUUAUUUUUCUUUAUUUUGUAUUUCUGUUUUGUUCAAAGAGAGAGUUUUGUCUGUUAUUAUACACGUAAUUUAAGAGUGAUCAGUGUGUGUACCUUCACCUGGUGUUUUUUUAUAUAUUUGUUGCUUUCUUACAGGGGCUGAGUCUGAUUUCAAACAUAGAUUCAGAGAUGACAUUAAAGCAGAAAUGUUGUUCUGUUCAGCAUCUUAGGAACACUUCAUAUGGCUACCAUGUAGCCAAAGUUGUAAAGCCUUCAAACUGACUGGAACAUUCAAAAUGAAGCUGCAAAUGAUGCCAAUAUUCAGUUUAAAUUCCUAAAUAUUUCAAGUAUCCGGGGGUUUUUCCUCCAAUUUUUCGUUAGUAACACUGCAGCGAUGCAAGACUGAAAUACCUUGAUACAAUUGAUAGACUAGCACAAAUUUCAUAAUUACGAGAGAACAAAACAUAAAAACUCUGGUUAUUAAAUCUGCCUUUUUCCUAUAGUGCCACCAUGAGUUUGGCAUAUUUAGUUCUGAAAUGUUGUUGAUCCUUAGUUUCAACAUACAAAUGUGUUUUGUGGCCUAAUUCACUCAAAACGAAUGACAUUCCCAUUAGCUUCAGCGGUGCUAAUCAAUACUCGCUAACAAGAAUGGCAAGCAUUACUUGCUAUUAGCAUUUAGCUUGAAAACAGUGCAAGUAAAGUCAAGUUUAUCAGUUGUUUUUUUGUUUUAAUGAUGGAAACCAAGUGUUAUGUAUUUUGCAGCUUACAGGCAAGGUACCCAAAUCAGUAUAACCCUUAUAUACUUUUUAUUUAAUAAUCAUUACAUUAUGAAAAACUCUUGAGUCCUAGCGUUUAUAUUUAUUCUACAGUAAGAAGAUGUUACAAAAAAUAUCCAAAGAUUAAGCAGCUUCUGAAAUCAUUUCCCUGAGUCACCCUCCGUCCUCUGAGCCUCCAUCUUUCUCCCAAAUCUAACUUAUUCAUUUUUAUUUGUACUGUAGAGGUUUUAAAAGUACUGUAUAGGGAGAUUGAGUUCAGAUUCAGCCCCUUUAGCAGGUUCGUCUUUUUGUCGUUCACUUCAAACGGGAGUAGGGGACAGGUGGGAUUUUUAAUCCUCCCUCACUCCCCCCCCGCACCUCUUCUGUGUAUAUUUCUGGAAGGUAAUUUAAGACGAAGAUGUAUAGGUGCUGUUGUGGAGUAACAGCAGGGGACCUCUGUCAUCCACCUGGGUAGGAUGGCAUGCCGGAGGCCGAGCUAAUUGCUUCAUUUCACUUUGUAAUUUACAAAAACACUGCUGUAGAAGGGAAACCACACAUCUGCAAACAGAAUAUUUCAGAAAUAGACAUGCCUGCGGGUUUUAAAAACGAUAUUAGGUCGUAAAAUCCAACAUGUGUGUCAAGUUUUAGAGAUUGCAGGUAUGUGGUUUUGCUAAAACAGCAGAAGAAAGUUGAUUACUGCCCGGGUCUGUAAAUAGUAACAAAUAGUGCUAGCCUAAUCUCUCCACCAGUUCGUAACUUUGUUGUAGAUUUUUGGUGUCAAUACAAGUGUUUAUGUAUAAGCAAAAACAAGAAAAACUUUAAGUGUCCAUUGAGGAAAAAAUAGUGUCUGGUACAGUAUAUAAAAAACUUUACAUGAUGAUGAUGAUGUUGGUUAGCCUUAGCUCUUAACAGUGUUUAUCCACCUGUGAUGGCCAUCAGUGCUUAUUUCAGAGUUGUUGCUGUUUAAAGGAAAUCAAAUGAGUGUUUCUAUGUGUUCAUCACGCCGUGUAAAUACGUCUCUUCUCCUCUGACUCCCUGCAGAUAGAUUAGUCCCAGACCAAUGCAAUAUUUAUGUGAGUAAUAAGUCUAUUUGCAUAUUAUGUGGAACCAUCUCUGUGUCAUGUGCUCAGUAACUGUAUGUCUGUCACAAACUACAUGUGGUGGUGUUUGAAGACACAUCUUCAUGGAGGUUGUUUUGUUCCAAGCAGCCACUAUGAUGAGAAUUUUAAAGCUAAGCUAGCUAGUGGAUUCUGGGAGAGAAAAAAAAACAUGUUAUUGUCUCGUUGGCGUGCGAUGUUUCCGAGAACAGCCCUGCCGUGUCACUGAUCGCCUCCUCACUGUUUAUUGUCAAGUGAUAGAUUAGGCUUCACCUAGUUAUGCACCUGUUUUUUUAAACACUAAUAUAUUUUAUUUGUUAUACAGCACAUAAACAUUAAACUUUAUUUUUUUGAA